Aphidius gifuensis is the source of this 2011-nucleotide messenger RNA. RefSeq names its product cytochrome P450 4C1-like. Bases 398 to 2011 code for a protein of 537 amino acids. The record is from RefSeq and is a predicted model, not a curated record. The transcript has 8 exons. Gene Ontology annotation, molecular function: monooxygenase activity; iron ion binding; heme binding. NCBI's taxonomy places the organism in Eukaryota, Metazoa, Arthropoda, Insecta, Hymenoptera, Braconidae.
UAGAUUAUUUUCUCUUUUACAAAUAAUCUGUCGCUUAUUUUUUUUAUUUUUAUUUUUUUAUAACCGUUACAGGAAACUUUUUACAUAUGUUUAAAUUUAUUAUGGCUUUCUCGUUAAAAUUAUUAUUUUUUCAGUAAUAUAAUUUCUAAAUAGAAGGAAGAACCUUGAUGUGAUUUUUUUGUAUUCAACGCUGAUAUUCUUGAAGGAGAAUAAAAAAUUAAAUUAACAGUGGGGAAUAAUGUUUCGAUGACUUUUUUCUUUUCGAAUUAUUGUCAAUCGUGUAAAAAACAUCAACAGUAUCAUUACUCUCUCUGAAUAAGUUUUAAAAUAUAUAAAAAAAAAAUCAAGUUUACUUUGUUUUUUAAAUAUAAAAAUUAAUUUUAAUAAUAAUAAUAAAAUGAUGAUUUCAUUGUCAUUUGUAUUUUUGUCAUUUGGAAUUUGUGGUGUUGUUGCAAUAAUUAUUUUUUAUUUGAGCAAAUAUCGUCUUUACAAAGCAGCAUCAAAAUUUACUGGUCCACCUGCUCUUCCAUUUCUUGGUAAUUGUCAUUAUUUCGCUGGCAGCACUCAAGAUAUUUUAAAUAAAAUAAUGGAACUAUUUAAUUCAUAUCCAUCGCCUUUUCGUGUUUGGCUUGGUAGUAAAUUAUUUUUUGCUGUACAUGAUGCCGAACAAAUAAAGACAAUUCUUUUGAGUCCAAAGGCAAUCGAAAAAGAGGAAUUAUACAAAAUGAUAAGACCCUGGCUAGGAACAGGAUUAUUUUCAGCCCCAGCAUCUAAAUGGAGAGUACAUAGAAAAUUAAUUGUACCAACAUUUAAUCAAAAAAUACUUGAAUCAUUUGUCGAAGUAUUUUCUCAGCAAUCAGAAAUUAUGAUAAAACAAAUGAAAAUUGAAAUAAAUGGUGAUGAAUUUGAUGUAUUUAAUUAUGUUUCACUUUGUACACUUGACAUUAUUUGUGAAACUGCAAUGGGUGUUAGUGUACAUGCACAAACAGAUGGUGAUCCAUCAUACGUUGAAUCAGCAAAAAAAAUGUUUGAAAUAGUAUUUUCAAGAAUGUUUAAAGUUUGGCUACAUCCUGAUAUUAUAUUCUACUGUACAAAUCUUGCAAAACAACAACAACAAUGUCUCAAAUAUCUUCACGGUGUAACAAAUGAUGUAAUUAAAAAAAAAAAAGCCGAGUUAUUGCUAUUAAAAAAUAAAAAAUUAAAUACUAUUGAAAUGCCUGAUAAUUGUGGACCAACAAGAAAAGCAUUUCUUGAUUUAUUAAUGGAGCUAUCAAACAAUGGAAUUAAAUUUACUGACGAAGAAUUGAGAGAAGAAGUUGACACAAUGAUGAUUGCUGGAAAUGACACAACAGCAUCAGUAAAUUGUUUUGUUAUUUUAAUGCUAGCAAAUUAUCCAGAAAUUCAAGAAAAAUGUUUUCAAGAACUUUGUGAUAUUUAUGGUGAUGAUAUUCAAGCUGAUGUAUUAAUAAAACAUGAAGAUUUAAAUCGUAUGGAAUAUUUAGAAAGAGUUAUCAAAGAAACAAUGAGAUUAUUUCCAGUUGGUCCAAUUUUAGUUAGACAUGUUACUGAUGAUCUUGACAUUGGUAAUUGUCAAAUUAAAUUUUACUUGAUAAUAAAUUUAUCUAUCAAUAAUAGAUUUUAUAACUUAACAGGUGAUUAUACAUUACCAAAAGGUAGCUCAGUUGUUCUUGGUAUCAUGAAGUUGCAUCGUUCUCCUGAACAUUGGAUUGAUCCACUUAAAUUUAAUCCAGAUAGAUUUUUACCAGAAGAGACACGACAUCCAUUCUGUUAUAUUCCAUUUUCUGCUGGUCCAAGAAAUUGUCUUGGUUUUAAAUAUGCAAUGAUGGCUAUGAAAGUACUCAUAGCAACUUUACUUCGUCAUUAUGUUAUUAAAAAAAAUAACAUUCAAAAUAUUCAAGAUAUUAAACUCAAGGUUGAUCUCAUGUUGAAACCAGUUGUUCCCAUUAAAAUUAAAAUUGAAAAAAGACAAAUUAUCCAUUGUAAAUCAUAA